AUGCGGAGUAGAAACGGUGGAACGCGGCUGUGCAGAGCAUGGCUGCGGUCAUCGAGGUACAGAGACCUGGGAAGGGUAGCAGAGGUAGAGGGAGCAGACAGAAUCUCCCUCACCUCAACCUUCAAGAAGCCGCCGAGCUCUCAGUUGUUGAAGAACGUUUUCAUAACCAUUGGCGAUGAAUGCAGGCCGUGCGAUUUCCAGCAGGGGAACGACAAGGUUCCUGGCGCUGUUCGUCUACACAGCUCCUUCAAGCGAAAAGUUUCUCCUGGCGAUCCUUACAUCAUCACCUCCAUGCACGUGUACUUCCUGAGAGACGCGGAGAACAAACACACCAGCGAGCCCCCUGUUGACUCUCACCGAGAUUAUCAGAUGGUCCUCAAGUCAGCAUUCUUGUGGGAGAGGAGCGAGGACAUCUCCUAUCUUUCCUGCCAGCCCACCGAGUGGCAAGGUGAUUCGAAUCCGUACCAGGAUCCAUCCGCCGUAAGAGCUGCUGUGCAUGGUGACCGAGCCAGGACGGAGGACGGGAAUCCUUUCGUCUGGCAGACCAUGCGCUCGAGGAAGCUGGCUGCCGCAGUGAUGGAAGGAGCUCCAAGGCAUGAUCUGCAUGAGGUGGCUUGUGAACAGCGAUCGGCAACGCAGGGAGACAAUCGCGUGCCCCGAAGGAAGGCGAACAAGAUUAACAUCGUGAUAUCGAACGACGCCAUCCUGAACAGUUGA
This is a messenger RNA of Guillardia theta CCMP2712, 717 nucleotides long. RefSeq lists its product as hypothetical. The coding region runs from base 1 to 717 and encodes 238 amino acids. The transcript has a single exon. NCBI's taxonomy places the organism in Eukaryota, Cryptophyceae, Pyrenomonadales, Geminigeraceae. The record is from RefSeq and is a predicted model, not a curated record.